AUGGAUGCUAAGAAUGGAACAACUGAGGUAGCUCACCUUGAGUCUGCCCUGUCUAAACCGGGGCAUCACAAUUCCACAGGAACAGUCACCUUGCUCGAGGGAGGGGAAAUUAUUUUGAUUCCCACCCCUUCUCCUGAUCCCCGUGAUCCACUCAACCUUCCCAAUGCUCAGAAAUGGGCUAUUGAUAUUAUUCUGGGGAUGUUUGCUGUUUUUAGUGUCCUCAUAACUUCCGGCAUGGGUCCGAUUCUGACCAAUAUUAUGGCCUUCUACGAUAAUGACCCUCGAACGACAGACCUGAUGACCUAUCCGACUUUGUUUAUGGGGAUUGGGAACAUCAUCUCCAUGCCACUUGCUAUGGCCAUCGGUCGUCGUCCUGUAUUCUUGGCUUCUGUUCUGCUCCUCACCGUGGGCUCGAUUUGGUGCGCUGCAAGUCAGAGCUUGGACUCCCAUAUUGCUGGUCGGAAUAUUCUUUCUUUGGCAGCCGGGCAAUCCGAGGCUUUAUGUCCAUUGAUUAUCCAGGAAAUACACUUCGUUCACGAGCGUAGUAGCAAGCUCGCCUGGUUCAGUGCCACACAAUCUAUCGGCACCGCAGCCCUCACUAUCGCCACAGCCUAUAUCGUGAACGCCCUCGGUUGGCGAUGGUGGUACGGAAUCAUCGCGAUUGCAAGCGGCGUAGUCUUCAUACUAUCCUUCUGUGCUGUCCCCGAAUCAUUAUAUCCCCGACCAAGCGACGCAUAUGAUGGCCUCGUCCACGUCUACCACGAAGGCGAGCCCGUCUCCGUUGUCCGAGCCACUCAAAAAACCAGAGUUCCAAUAGACAACACACGGUACAAAGCCCGCACGCUAUCUCACAGCCUUAAAAUAUUCCACAGGCCCGCGGACUGGUCAAAAGCCAUCACCUGCGGGAAGCAAAUGGCGCAAUGUGUUCUCUUCCCUAAUAUCCUCUGGGUGAUUCUAUUGAACAGCGUUGCGCUUGGUAUCUACGUGAUCGUCGUCACUGAAUUCAGCGCCAUCCUCUCCAGUCCUCCUUAUAAUUACCCAUCCUCAGCCUUGGGUCUCGUUCAAGGCGGACAAAUCGUCGUAUCCUUCUUAUUGGUUCCGGUCCUGGGAUAUGGCGGCGACAAGCUAACGCAGUGGAUCGCAAAACACCGCAACGGCGUCGCUGAGCCUGAAAUUCGUCUCAUUCCAAUGGUUCUCCCCGUUGCAGCUCUCAUCAUCUCAUCCGUGAUUUUCGGCCGCGCGGGCUCGAGCCCAUACGAGUGGUCCCCGUGGGCAAUAACAAUAACCUUCAACGGGAUAUAUUUUGCAUUUAUCGGUGUCAUCUUAGUCGGGUAUACAUACUCGCUUGAUAGUUAUCCAGAGCGAGCAGCGCCCAUUUUAGUGCUCAUUUGCGCUAUCAGAGGCCUCAUUUCGUUUGGAAUUUCGUUCGGGGUUACGAAAUUUGUGAAGGAGCAGGGGUACCAGGGGGCUUUUAAUAUUUGCGCCAGUAUUACUGGUGCUGUUGCAGUUUUCGGCUUGCCGGUCUUUCUGUGGGGGCACAAAGUGAGAGCAAUCACUAUGAAGUAUGCAGUCGAUCAUAAAACUGCCCAGGGAUGA
This is a messenger RNA of Penicillium waksmanii, 1596 nucleotides long. RefSeq lists its product as uncharacterized. Bases 1 to 1596 code for a protein of 531 amino acids. The record is from RefSeq and is a predicted model, not a curated record. NCBI's taxonomy places the organism in Eukaryota, Fungi, Ascomycota, Eurotiomycetes, Eurotiales, Aspergillaceae. The transcript is spliced from 4 exons. Gene Ontology annotation, biological process: transmembrane transport. Gene Ontology annotation, molecular function: transmembrane transporter activity.